AAAAAGCAAAUUGCCUUUCAGAAGCAUAUAUAAACCCUGACACCAAAGCACCUUUCAGACGAACACCUCUCCCAGCCCUUGAAUAGAGCAGCGCAGAGCUGGGCAUUAAGCAGUGGGAGCAGCCACCAGAAUGGUCUUCUUAACUUUGCAGAAAUCCCAGAAAUUCCUGGCAAGCUCCCGGCAAGUGCAUAAAACUGCUGCUCACGUGGUGGCCAGGAGUGCUCCAGAGGAGACUGUGACCAGCAGCUUUGCUUCCUUCAUCCAUGCAGUCCGACCUGAGCACCUGUCCAAGAUCGUCCGCCACAGAAGCAAGAGGAUGAUCCUUGACAGCAUUGGUGUUGGCCUUGUGGGCAGCACAACCCAUGUAUUUGAUAUUGCUCUGAAGUAUUGCCUGGAUCUGUACUCUUCAGUUGCCGUGAGCAAUGUCUAUGGCAAGCCUGGUGUGAAGCUAUCCCCAACUCUGGCUGCUUUCACUAAUGGUGUUGCGACUCACUCCAUGGAUUUUGAUGAUACCUGGCACCCUGCUACCCACCCAUCAGGGGCUGUUCUGCCAGCUCUGCUGGCAGCUUCUCAGAUGCUACCUCUGAACUCCAAACCCAAUGGCCUGGAUUUCCUGCUGGCAUUUAAUGUAGGCUUGGAAGUACAAGGAAGGCUCAUGCAUUUCUCCACUGAGGCUCACAAUAUCCCCAAAAGGUUCCACCCUCCUUCAGUAGUCGGCACUAUGGGCAGUGCUGCAGCUACUGCAAAGCUGCUGUCUCUAAGCUUGACCCAGUGCACCCAUGCCUUAGGCAUUGCUGCCUCACUCGCAGGAGCGCCUAUGGCAAAUGCUGCCACACAAGCCAAGCCAUUGCAUAUUGGGAAUGCCACCCGCCUGGGCUUUGAAGCAGCACUGCUGGCUGCCCGAGGAAUGGAAGCUAACCCUUUUAUUCUGGAUGAUAUCUCUGGUUGCUCUGGAUUCAGUGCUUUUUACAGCAUCUAUCAACCCAGACCACUGUCCACACCAAGUGAUCAUCAUGAGUUCCUCUUGGAGAAGCAAGAUAUUGCUUUCAAGCGAUUCCCAGCCCACCUGGGGAUGCACUGGGUAGUGGAUGCUGCCUUGUCCGUUCGGAACCUCUUCAUCAAUUAUGCGGGGUCCUUCUCUCCCUCUUUGAUCCGUACCAUUGUGCUGAAGAUCCCAGUGUCAAAGUACAUCAAUAGGCCUUUCCCCAACUCAGAACACGAGGCCAGACACUCCUUCCAGUUCAAUGCCUGUACAGCCCUUCUGGAUGGAGAAGUGGGCCUCAGCUCCUUCACAGAGAGCAGCAUCCAUCGGCAGGAGCUGAGGGAACUGCUCCACAAAGUGGUAGUGGAGCACCCUGAAGAUAAUGCGGCUAACUUUGACAAAAUGUAUGGAGAGGUGGCAGUGCUCCUGAAGAGUGGGGAUGUCCUGACAGGCAAAUGUGACACUUUCUAUGGGCACUGGAGGAAACCUCUCAGCAGGGAAUCACUCCUGAAGAAGUUUCGAUCCAAUGCCUCUCACGUGCUUCCAGAUGAAAAGGUAGAAACCAUCAUCACUAUGGUGGACAAUCUGGAGAACCUGUCAGAUAGCUCCCAUCUGGCCUGUAGCCUGUGAAGGAAUGUGUUUUUGAUGAGGGAUUUAUCUCAGAGAAACUGAUUCCUUUCUUUGGUGCUUUACUAUUCUUUUCCAGUGAUAGGAAAGUUGUUAUCCCUUGAAGUCAAAGUAAAUGCGUUAGUAUCAAAGAAGUCCUUGAGGCAAAAGGUGUAUCUGUGUAAUUUGUACACAGAUUAAAUUUGACUCAGUUGUUUCUGAGUAGCUGAAAGCUGACGACAGAUGCCAAAAACUCCCAUCCAGCAAAACCUUCCAAUAUGUCCAGUGUUUAGGAAGUUGUUGUCACUCCUCUAUGUACAAGGAAUGGUUAAAUGACUCUUAAAGCCUCUAUGUCUUAUCUGAAUGAAAUGCAGACAUUGAAAUGACAUAGGACAUAGGAAUCCUACAUCAGUGCUACAUCUACAUCCUAUACCUCCUGCAAGGUGAUCAUAGGGCUGUGGCACAUCAUCCCUCCUGGGUGUGGACAGAUCACCCAGGCACUAUCAGAGCUAGCUUUCCAGAGGUCAUCUUUGUAGUCAGUGAAGAGAUGGGCAGCUCUGGAUUGUCACUUGGGUGCAAGCAUGCUGUGACUCACACUGGGAAUUUCCCAUUUCUUUCCCCUGACAGGGGAGAAAACAUAAAGAGGAAACCCCUAAAUCAUCUUUCUGGCUGUGGUAAAAUCUGUGACUUGUACUCCUGAGUAACCAUUCACUGAAAGAAUUCUUACACUUAGUUCUUUCUGAGCAGCAAGAUGGAGAACUAUGCAAUUUUUUCUAUGCACAUCAAACAAAUACUGUGACUGCUGAUCCAAAGGACUUGUUUCCAGUAUGAUCAUGAUGUAGAUACAGAACCUGCUGGGAAAUUCAGGGUUGUCUUCUGCUGAAAGGACUGAGAUGGGACUAGACAGACAAGAAAAGGAAUGUGGGCUGGUUCGUUUUUAGCUUGCUAGUAGUGGACUCUACAAAGAACUUCCUAGCCAGAAGAAAAUAUUUGCUCAAAUGAUGUAAUCCACUCAUAAUGUAAUCCUCUCAUACUGUCUAGCAUAGUCACUCUGAAUCUUUCUAAAUAAAGAAAUGAAUUCUUUUUC
This is a messenger RNA of Coturnix japonica (Japanese quail), 2675 nucleotides long. Its product is annotated as cis-aconitate decarboxylase-like. Gene Ontology annotation, cellular component: mitochondrion. The record is from RefSeq and is a predicted model, not a curated record. Gene Ontology annotation, biological process: defense response. Gene Ontology annotation, molecular function: aconitate decarboxylase activity. Lineage: Eukaryota; Metazoa; Chordata; Aves; Galliformes; Phasianidae.